Messenger RNA from Fragaria vesca subsp. vesca, 1731 nucleotides. RefSeq names its product putative proline--tRNA ligase C19C7.06-like. The transcript has a single exon. Gene Ontology annotation, cellular component: aminoacyl-tRNA synthetase multienzyme complex; cytoplasm. Gene Ontology annotation, biological process: prolyl-tRNA aminoacylation. Lineage: Eukaryota; Viridiplantae; Streptophyta; Magnoliopsida; Rosales; Rosaceae. Gene Ontology annotation, molecular function: proline-tRNA ligase activity; ATP binding. The coding region runs from base 1 to 1578 and encodes 525 amino acids. The record is from RefSeq and is a predicted model, not a curated record.
AUGAGGUUUCGAUUAUCCUCUAGCCUCUCUGUUGCUGUAUGCUUGGGAUGCUUUUCAGCUUUUCUAUGGAAAUAUCUUUCUGCGAGUGGUGGGAAAAAGAAGGACGUGGAGAAAGAAACUGGCCUGGGUCUGAUCAAGAAGAAGAAGAAUGAGAAUUUUGGGGAGUGGUAUUUGGAGGUUGUUGUUCAUAGUGAGAUGAUUGAAUGCUAUGACAUCUCUGGAUGUUAUAUAUUGAGGCCAGGGACAAUGGCAAUAUGGGAGACCAUGAAAGCCUUUUUCGAUGCAGAAAUAAAGAAGCUGAAGAUUAAAAAUUGCUACUUUCCCUUGUUUGUUCCCCCUGCUGGUCUGAAAAAAGAUAAGGAUCAGAUUAAGGGGGUUGCCUCAGAGGUUGCUUGGGUCACAAGGUCUGGAAAAUCUGAACUAGAAGUGCCUAUUGCAAUCCGUUCAACGAGUGAGACUCAUAUGAAUCCUUAUUUUUCGAAGUGGAUUUGGGGACACCGGGACUUGCCAUUGAAGCUAAAUCAGUGGUGCAAUGUGGUUCAAUCACUUCAAUGGGAGUCUGGCAAUCCCACUCCAUUAAUCAAGAGCCGGGAGUUUCUUUGGCAAGAAGGCCACACAGCUUUUGCAACAAAGGAAGAGGCAGAUAAAGAGGUCCUUGAGAUAUUGGAACUGUACAGAAGGAUAUAUGAGGAAUAUUUGGCAAUUCCAGUUGUAAAGGGAAAAAAGAGUGAGAAUGAGAAACUUGCCGGUGCGCUUUACACCACAAGUGUGGAAGCUUUUGUUCCCAAUACUGGCCGCGGUAUACAAGGAGCCGCUUCACAUUGUCUAGGACAAAAAUUGGACAUUACUUAUGAAAAUGACAAGGGAGAAAAAGCAAUGAUUUGGCAAAACUCCUGGAGUUAUAGUACUCGAACGAUUGGAGUGAUGGUAAUGGUGCAUGGAGAUGACAAAGGCUUGGUAUUGCCACCAAAAGUAGCAUCUAUCCAGGCUAUUGUGAUUCCAGUGCCUACUAAGGAUGCCGAUACACAUGUCAUAUUUGAUGCCUGCUUCAACAUUGCUGCGCAGUUGAGUGAAGCUGGAUUUCGUGUUGAGGCUGAUUUGAGGGACAACUACUCGCCUGAUUGGAAGCAUUCACAUUGGGAAUUAAAAGGUGUUCCUCUAAGGAUUGAAGUUGAAGCAAAAGAUUUGGAAAAGAAACAAGUAUGCUGUGUUCGGCGUGACAAUUGUGAGAAAGUGGACAUUCCUGUGGUUGACUUGAUCAAGGAAUUAAGAGACAUGUUUGAUAGAAUUCAACAAAAUCUCUUUGAUGUUGCAAAACAAAAACGAGAUGCUUCUAUUGAGGUUAUCAGAACAUGGGAUGAAUUCACAGUAGCUUUGAGCAACAAGAAACUGAUCCUGGCUCCUUGGUGUGAUGAACCUGAAGUAGAAGAGGAUGUCACAUCCCGAACAAAGAGUGAAAUUGGUGCAGCAAGGUUGCUGUGCUCGCCCUUUGUCCAGCCCGAACUCUCUAAAGGAACUCUUUGCUUUGCGUCCGGGAAGCCAGCAAAGAAGUGGUCCUACUGGGGAAGGAGCUACUGAAUACACUUCUCCAAUUAUGCCCUGUUGGAUUUCAAAAUUUGGAAACAAAUUCUCUAGUUUAUAUCAUACGAUUAAUACACAAAGCUACAUGUUUGGCUUUUGGGUUUUCAUUUUUCCUAGCUAGUGGUUAUAUCCCUUUUUGAGCUAUAUUUG